UGUGGUGCUCGCGCUCACUCCCGCCCCCGCCGGCCUUCCGUUCUUCACCUCCCACCCCGGGCUCCAGCUGCUCCCCUUGUUUUAUCGCUUCGCCUCAUUGGACCUUCUGCUCUCGAUUUUGUUUUAACUUCCUUCAGUCAAUUCUUGCUUCUAGUUAGCUUUGCGAAAUUUCAGCGUGCGCCUCUUUCGGUAUUAUUUCUUAAUUUAGCUUUCGUUGGAGGUCUUUGCAAGCUGUUGCAAGCGCUUGUGGCUGGCGCGGUGGAGCGGUGGAGCGGUUUUUUAAUAGGGACGAAGUGAUUUCCAGCUUUGUUCGAUUUUGUUGAAGAAUUUUGUGGCAUUAGGCGUUUUAAGCUUCCAUUGAGGAUUUUUUUUGUGCGCCAAGCUUGUUAUUGGAACGAUUUACACGUUGGGAUUGGAGUUCUUUUAGUUCCGGUGCAGCUGCGUCUCCAUGUUCCAGGUACAGAGGUGUGUCCACUGGGUAGGAGGCUCGUGAACGUGACGGGAGACCAAUCCAACACAUGCAUUGUUGAUCGCGCAUUGAAGUUUGAUAAGAGUUCGAGAAAAUGUGGUUCGUUCCCGAAUUUCCGAGACUCUUCUCGCGCGCUGACUACUAUCAGCGCAGCAAGAGUGUGUGGGAACAUACAGGAUCAUGGGGUCCUUCGCUCCCGGUGGCAAUGGUCAUGGGCUUGUUUUGUGCUUACGUGUGGGCAAAGCUUAAGCCAUGGCUGUCGUCUAACCAGGUGGACAGAAAGGAAUAUAUCCUACAAGAUUUGUCCAAUGCAAAAACGUUUUUGACGAGUCUUCACGACAGUUUGUGGAAUUCGAGAUCGCCUCCACAGAACACUGAGACGAUAUCGAAAGCUGGAGAGGACGUCCUCUUGCAAAGAACCGCUUCGCGCAAGAAGGAUGGAACUAGGAAAACUUCUGAGUCGAUUACAGGCACAUUGACAAUCGGAACGAGUGUGGAGAAAAGUGAGGUUUCAAGAUUAAGGCGUAAGCUUCGUCGUGUAGCGCAAAAGGAGCAUGUGCAUGAAAUUUUGGAAGGUUCUGUACUCUUGCAAACGCGCCUUCCAAUCACGUCUAGCCUUUUGAGCGAGGCGUUCGAUUUAGCUCGCCAAGCUAUCGCCCUCGACCCACAGAGCACUCUGCAGCUGGGGGGCUGGGGUGUUAUAAUGCAGUCAGAGGGCGAGAUUAAGCUUCUACGACUUGAGGAUGGUGAUGCACCUGUUCUGUUUGAUUCAUUUCGUGAAGAAGACCUAGAUUUGAGGGUCGAGGGACUUUUUCUUCGAGGAGUACAGAUCAGGGCAAUCACAAGUGAAACUAGUACUGUACUCAGAAGCAAAACUCUUCUUAAGGACGAAGCAGGAUGGAUCGAUGUGCUCAUAGUGUGGCCGCCUUUUGUGACGCUGAGCAAAUCUUCACUCCUCUACGCGACCAAAAUCGUCGAGUUUAAAGGCGUGGUUGUUACAUUACGGAGUAAUCUUAUUCCAGUUUCCUUCAAACCGAAACCUAAAGAUGAAGACCACACAGGCUUGUACCUCGCAGCUGCACUGGCGUUUGUGGUGGCCCUUCUACCGAGUUCCUUCUGGUUGCCAAUCCUCGGCCAGAUUGGUGUGAUGUUUCUUCCAGUGUUUCAAAUGGCAGCUAUAAUCCUUGGUUGGAACUUAGGUCACUUUUUCCUGCUUGGAGAGUGGCCCAGUACAGGAGGCGAUCGCGAAGUGAAAUUGGAUUCAGAAGACGAGUUGAAGGAAUUCGGCGACAACCUCUACAAAUACAUCAGUCCAUGGGACAGUGCGGUGAGGAUGGAAAUGAGCGAUCUCCAAAGCCAUCUCGCGAAAAAGUUGGAGUCGCAACCAAGUGUAAGCAACGCAGGGAUUUAUGCUCAACAGGCAGAUUAUCGCACGGAAUUUUGGAGAAAAGGUCUUGGGGAAAUGGACCUGGCCAUUGAGAUUGACCCGAAAAGAGAGCUACCUUACAGGAUUCGAGGUUGCAUCAAAGGAUUAGCAGGAGAUUAUGAAGGAGCCUUAGAAGAUCUGGAUCAAGCGCUUAAAUUGAAAACCGACGACGUCUUGGCACUCGUUGAUCGAGGUGUAUUCAAAUUCUUGGGAGCUGACUUCGCUGGCGCCCUGGCUGAUUUAGACCAAGCAAUCAAGCACGAUCCUGCUCAACCUGCAAAUAUUUUGAAGCUCCGAGACACGAUUGCCAAGAUUUUGGCUGACCGAGAGGAGCUUGCCAAGCUACGAGAAGAAAACCCAAGACUUAAAGCUGAAUUGGAAGCUCUGCGCGCUAAAUCUGAAGCUGAUCUGAAGGCGGCUCAAGACAAAGCUGCCGCUGAUCUCGAAGCAGCUCAAGCCAAGGCUGCCUCUGAUCUCGCAGCAGCUCAAGCCAAGGCUGCCGCCGAUCUCGAAGCAGCUCAAGCCAAAGCUGCAGCCGACUUAGCGGCUUUGCGUACCAAGGCUGAAGCAGAGGCUGAGGAACUGCGUUCCAAAGUCCAGAAACUCCAGAAAGAUCUCAAAACCGCCCGAGAUACUUUGAGCAAAGUGCCAUCAAAUCAAACAUUGGAGUUUAAGUACAACAAUCUCUGCUGCGAGAAGUGCGUCCGAGAUAUUAAGGCUGCUCUAUCGAAGGUUCCUGGGGUAGAGUCAGUUACUGAGGAAUUCAUGGAAAACAAGGUGAUCGUAACGGGCUUCAUAUCGGCCUCCGUUGUCCUAUCAGUCUUGAGGAAAACUUCGCCCAAGAAAGUCAUCUACAUUGUUGGCGAAAACGUGCCUGAAGAUCCUAGUUCCUUCGACCCAGAAUCAACACCAAGGGACAUGCAUGAUGCUGAACAUGAAGCAGCAUCCGAGGCACAACCUGAAGCUGCACCGGAAUCCGCCCCUGCCCCUGAGCCUGCUGCUGAACCAACUCCUGAACCAGCUCCGAAGUCUACAACAGAGCCUGCAGCCGAACCAGCAGCAGCAGCAGCAGUACCCGACCCUACACCAGACCCGGCGGUCGAACCUGCACCAGAAACGAAACUGGAUGUCCAACCGGAGGCUAGCGGCACAGCAGGACCUGCAAAAACGUCUGAACCUGCGCCAGAAGCGGAGACUGAACCUGCAACCGAAGCCAAAUCGGUUGCUGAACCGGAGACCAAUAGUACCACCAAACCUGCAGCAGAAACCAAACCGGAUGCUGAACCGGAGACCUAUGGUACCACUGAACCUGCAGCAGAAACCAAACCGGAUGCUAAACCGGAGACUAAUGGUACCACUGAACCUGCAGCAGAAACCAAACCGGAUGCUAAACCGGAGACUAAUGGUACCACUGAACCUGCAGCAGAAACCAAACCGGAUGCUAAACCGGAGACUAAUGGUACCACUGAACCUGCAGCAGAAACCAAACCGGAUGCUGAACCAGAGGCUAAUGGUACCACUGAAUCUGCAGCAGAAACCUAAUCGGACGCUGAACCAGAGGCUAAUGGUACCACCGAACUUGAAAAAACGUCUCAAUCUGCGAGCAAAUCAUAGAUGCCAGCAGAGAAACUCCAGGAAAACAGCGGGGUUCAAGCGAGAAACGCGAAGUGAAACAAAAACUGGGCUAGCUGAAACGUUGAUUGAAUUGUUGCGACGACAUGCGAUGCAGUUGUAAAGAUGCUUAGAGGUGGCGGAUUGUGUAAAUUUAUCACAAUGGAAAUGAGAAACAUGAACAACCACAAAAUUAUGCCUAGUACACUGGAAGGUAGUAUAUUUAUUACUUCAGGUCAGGGCAGGAAGAGAUGAGCCACAGACGCCACAUUCGGUGGAUAAGAUGCACUCAAGAUUUUGUUACUUAGAUUGUGUCAUUCAGACCUAAAUUGGAGAAAAUAGGUUAAUAUUAUAAGUA
Molecule: messenger RNA, 3864 nt
Organism: Physcomitrium patens
Lineage: Eukaryota; Viridiplantae; Streptophyta; Bryopsida; Funariales; Funariaceae
Molecular function (GO): protein binding; metal ion binding
Source: RefSeq, a predicted model, not a curated record